Messenger RNA from Paramecium octaurelia, 1401 nucleotides. NCBI's taxonomy places the organism in Eukaryota, Ciliophora, Oligohymenophorea, Peniculida, Parameciidae. The record is from the annotation of a GenBank genome assembly.
AUGCACUCUCAAACUUUGAUUGACACGCAUGUGGAUUCAUACUUUAAGGCAUAUUUUGCAGAAAGAAUAAAAGAUACAUUCACCCUUAUAUUAAAAAAUAAUAAACAUUUAUUUAUAAAUAUAAUAAUGGAUAAUGAACUUAUUUCUAUUACCAUCAUAAAUUAUAGAGAUGGUGAUAAUGUGGAAGGCCCAUAUGAAAAACUAUUUAAAAGUGAUUGCACUAUGGAAAAAGUGUUGCAAGAAUUUGGACUAGAUUCUGCAAUAAUUGUUGCCAAUAAAGAUAUUAUUGAGUCUAAAAGAAUCUUGCAAGAUGUUUACAAGGAAUAACCGAGUUCUGUCCUAUAAUAGCAACAAAGAUUUCUUCAAUUAAGAGUGAUUUACUAAUAGAAUUAAGAUUAAGGGAUGCUUAAAUAUAAAUGCAUAAAAGCAAUUAAGAAAGAUUAACCUGUUAUUGAAUAUCUCUAGGUGAAUUAAGACAGGACCAUAUGUGAUUAAGUUUCUAUGGAACACUCAGUUAUUCACAACCAUCAAAUUGCGUAGAGAACAUCAAUAUUUAGAAACAUCUAAUAUGAUAAGGAUCACUUGAUCGAAUUGAGUGUAAUUCCAAAAGUUGAUGGAGAGAUAGAGAAUUCGACAUAAAUGUAGGUUCAAAUUUUUUCUGAUCAAAUUUAAAACAAGGGCACUUAUGAAAAUGGAAACUUUAUUAGAGAAAAACCAUUAUACUUAGUGAUUGUGACAAAGUCAAAAUAAAUUUAAAGCCUGAUUGACGAUUUAAACAAUAAGGAUAUCGUUGCAUUCUAAAGUAGCAAAGGGAUUUUGAAUUUUAAUAAAACUUGGCAAGACUAUUUCUAAACAGAAUCCUUGUGUAAAUUAAUAGCCUUGCGUAAUGAAAAAUAGGGAAGUCUCCUCUAGCAAAUAGAGAACAACAACAAAUACAUAGUUAAUGUAUUUUACAAUGGGAAAUAGAUUUUGCACGAAAGCUUAGAGAAAUCUACCAAUCUACAAAAAAUUGAGUUGGAAUUACUCCCAGUUGAACUUAAAGGGAAAAUAGAUUUUAUUAUACCUGAUAAUAGGGUGGUAAAAUCAAGCUUGGUGUUAUACCAAUUGCCAUGCAAUGAUAAGGGUGAAAUAAAUUUACAAGUUAUUGAUAAGUAUGCAUUAUAUGAAAAGAUGGAGACUGUUUUGAAAUAAGCACUGGAGUAGGUUUAGAAAAUGAAAUAGGGCUAAAAUAAAAUUGAAGCUAAAUAGGAAGUGUCAGCAUAUAGCCUUAUUUUGGAGAAGCACUAAACUAUUGAUAUACUCUCUUAAGUUGUGGAAUAAUUAAAGUUUAAGUAGGAUAAAUAAGAGCAAAUUCUUGAGAUUCAAAAUAUAACUGAAACAGUCAGCACUAAUAUCAGUUGA